Molecule: messenger RNA, 879 nt
Organism: Cajanus cajan (pigeon pea)
Lineage: Eukaryota; Viridiplantae; Streptophyta; Magnoliopsida; Fabales; Fabaceae
Source: RefSeq, a predicted model, not a curated record
GGGUGGAAACCCCAAUAAAAAGAAGAAAAGGAGACCCCCAAUGAAUGAACCAGUCUGAGCCAUGUCCGAAGUAGACAGCGAUCUGGACGAGCACCUCCAGAAUCUGAUAGAGCGCUCUCCCUUGAACUGGACCUACGCAAUCCUCUGGCGAUGCUCCUCUCCCCGCUCCCUCCUGUCCUUCCACCGCGGCUACUGCAGGACCACCGGAAAGCCCCGCCACCUUCGCAUCCUGGGAUCGCGCAUCACCGCCGCCGAAUCGCUCAGCGACGCGGAGUGGUUCUUCAGAAUCUCGGCGGCGCAGUCCUUCCGCGUGGACGAGGACUUGCCCGGCCACGCUCUCUGGGGUUCCAGCCCGGUGUGGGUGAGCGCAGGGGAUUCGGAGGGUCCGCGGUGGGAGAGGGCCGCCUGGGGGAAACAGUUCGGGAUUCGCACGUUUCUCUGCGUGCCCCUCAAGGAGAGAGACGUCUUGGAGUUGGCUUCCACGCAGAUCGUAGCGUCGCCUCUCAAGGAGAGAGACGUGUUGGAGUUGGCUUCCCCGCAGAUCGAAGCGUCGCCGUUUCAUGUUAUUAAAGUCAUGGCCGAUUUCAUUUAUCCCAUUGGCCUUCCUCGCCUCUCUCCCAUUGAGCCUCAUCUUCUGAAACAAUUCAGGAAUGAUAAAAAGUUGCAUGAAAGAGCAGUUAAUGACAUGCAGAAUAGUUGGAACGACAACUUAUCUAAGCAAUCUCGAGGCAAAGAGAAGAUAAGUGAUUCAAAAUGCUCUUGGCCAUUGUUAACAGAGAUGUCUGAUAGAACAUUUUCAUACUCACACGACUAUUCCGGUCCCUCAUGAAUUUAUGAUGUAUAAUUUUCAUUAAUGAAAUUUGGGUUUUGAUUUCUAUA